Molecule: messenger RNA, 1125 nt
Organism: Colletotrichum karsti
Lineage: Eukaryota; Fungi; Ascomycota; Sordariomycetes; Glomerellales; Glomerellaceae
Product: galactose-1-phosphate uridylyltransferase
Exons: 5
Coding region: 1-1125 (374 amino acids)
Biological process (GO): beta-D-galactose catabolic process via UDP-galactose, Leloir pathway
Cellular component (GO): cytoplasm
Molecular function (GO): zinc ion binding; UDP-glucose:hexose-1-phosphate uridylyltransferase activity
Source: RefSeq, a predicted model, not a curated record
AUGCCUGACAAGAUCCUCGACGACAUCUCCCACCGCCGGUACAACCCGCUCAAGGGCACCUGGCUGCUGGUCUCCCCUCACAGGACCAAGCGACCCUGGCAAGGCCAGAAGGAGGGCCCCUCCUGCUACCUUUGCCCUCGCAACUCUCGCGCUGUCGGCGACUCGAAUCCCGACUACAAGAACACCUUCGUUUUCGUCAACGACUACAGUGCGGUCAAGGAAGACCAGGCCGAGUACAAGCCAGAAGACGGAGGUGAUGAUCUCGCCGCUACCCUCCUCCGCGCCGAGGCCGCCACGGGCAAAUGCUACGUCCUCACCUUCUCCGAGAAGCACCACGUCACCCUCGCCGACAUGACGACCCAAGAAAUCGCCCCGGUCAUCGACGUCUGGACGCACAUCUACGCCUCCCACCUCUCCCCCUCCAACCCUCUCUCCAAGGUCGCCGCCGCCCUCCAGCUCCCCGCCGCGACGCCCGAGAGCACCGUCACCCCGCCCCGCGACCAGCUUCGCUUCAUGCAGAUCUUCGAGAACAAGGGCGCCGCCAUGGGCUGCUCGAACCCGCACCCUCACUGCCAGAUCUGGACCACCUCCACCAUGCCAGAGGAGCCCGGGACCGAGCUCGUUCAGAUGGCCAAGUACCGUGGCCAGCACGCCGGCCGCCACUUGCUGGGUGACUACGUCAAGGUCGAGAUGGAGAAGAAGGAGCGCACGGUGUUUGAGAAUGAUGCUUUCAUCGUUGUGUGCCCUUGGUGGGCCGUCUGGCCUUUUGAGGUCAUGAUCUUGCCCAAGAGGCAUGUUCGUGCCUUGGUGGAUCUCAGCGCCGAGGAGAGGAUGCUCUUCGCCGAGGCGAUUCAGGAGGUUGCGAGGAGAUACGACAACCUCUUCGAGACCCACUUCCCUUACAGCUCUGGCAUUCACCAAGCGCCUCUCGAUGCCACCAAAGAGGAGGCCGAGAACAGCUACCUCCACAUGCACUUUUACCCGCCCCUGCUCCGCUCUGCCACUGUGCGCAAGUUCCUUGUGGGCUAUGAGCUGAUGGCCGAGCCUCAGCGCGACAUCACGCCCGAACAGGCGGCCGCGAAGCUGAGGGCUAUGGGCGGUGAGCUGUACCGCAAGUCGAUUUAG